GGGCGAGGGUGGUACCGCUUCCCGGGGGCUGGAACACGCCUUCCCGGGGGCUGGAGCGCGGCUUUCCCGGGGCUGGAGCACGGCUUCCCCGGAGCCGGAAUACCUCUUCCCCGCGGCUGCCAGGCGAUUGCAGCCCCGUUUCGCUGCUCGGUGGAGCUGAUGGCUGCAGCCCACCUCUGCAUAGGGGUGUGUAAACUUGGUGGAACUCGGGCCUUUCGGGUGAAAACCUCCCCUCACGUCUCGGCGCAGCGAACAUGCCUGAGCAGAGCAACGAUUACAGGGUGGUGGUGUUCGGAGCAGCGGGGGUCGGCAAAAGCUCCCUGGUCCUGCGCUUUGUAAGGGGCACUUUCAGGGAAACCUAUAUCCCCACCAUCGAGGACACGUACCGGCAGGUGAUCAGCUGUGACAAGAGCAUCUGCACCCUGCAGAUCACGGACACCACGGGAAGCCAUCAGUUCCCCGCCAUGCAGCGGCUCUCCAUAUCCAAGGGGCAUGCCUUCAUCUUGGUGUACUCCGUCACCAGCAGGCAAUCCAUGGAAGAUCUUCACCCCAUCUUCGAUGAGAUUUGUCAGAUCAAAGGCGACAUCCAGAAAAUCCCGAUCAUGUUGGUGGGGAACAAAAGCGACGACACGCAGAGGGAGCUGGAUGCCAGCGAGGGGCAAGCGCUGGCCAGCAAGUGGAAGUGUGCCUUCAUGGAGACGUCGGCCAAAAUGAACUACAACGUGCAGGAGCUCUUCCAGGAGCUCUUGAAUCUGGAACAGAGGAGAACUAUCAGUCUCCAGGUGGAUGGAAAGAAAUCCAAACAGCAGAAAAAGAAAGAUAAACUGCAAGGCAAAUGCUCUGUAAUGUGAUUGCCUUUGGCUUGGACUUGCUGCACGGCACAGCUGGAGCGUGGACUCCCACAGAAAAUACAUUUCUGCUGGAGAUUUUGGAGGAAUACACGCCUUGCAGGGUUGUUGCUUUCCUCUAAAAUCCCCACUGGGUAAUUGUAUGUGUUGUUUUCAAGGAGGAUGGCUUCUGCAUGUUUAUUUUUUUUUUUUAACCAAUAAAUGUUCCAUGUUAGCAAUUACCUGUGACUAGAAGUUUUUGACGUAAGAAGUUUUCCAGUGGAAAAAAAAUGUCUGUCAGAACAAACCUCUCUAUUCUUGUGAGUACAUGCCAGUUUUUAAAUAUCUCCAGCCUGUUAACUCAGAGAAAAUCGUCUGUAAUGUGUAGAGUUAAAUUGUUUUCAGGAAUCUAUUGACCAAGCAAAUCUCUAACGAAGUGAGACAUUUGCUCUAAAAAUGAA
This is a messenger RNA of Hirundo rustica (Barn swallow), 1288 nucleotides long. It is a transcript of the gene DIRAS3, whose product is annotated as DIRAS family GTPase 3. Gene Ontology annotation, molecular function: GTP binding; GTPase activity; GDP binding. Gene Ontology annotation, cellular component: plasma membrane. The coding region runs from base 255 to 851 and encodes 198 amino acids. Gene Ontology annotation, biological process: signal transduction. The record is from RefSeq and is a predicted model, not a curated record. The transcript is spliced from 2 exons. Lineage: Eukaryota; Metazoa; Chordata; Aves; Passeriformes; Hirundinidae.